AACCGUUUAACCAAACACCACCUCCAAACAAGAGCAAAGACUUUGCUGACUGAGAAAGAUAAACACAAAGCAAAAUCGUCAGUUGUCUCCCCUCGUCUCUGGAGUACGCCGUUCCUCCUCAAUCUGUUUAAACUGAUAACAUGCUCAGCUUCAACUGAAUUACUCUUCUUCAAAUGGCUAACUCCGACUCUCCUCUCUCUCGCCGCAUCGUUCGCUCCUUCCUCCACUUCCUCGACUCUGUUGAACCUGCUCCCGGGGUUGAUAUUGAAGGUCUUGAAGUUGCUAAGGAAUGCUUGACUGAGGUGUUUAAGCUUCAUUCGUAUCCUGUUGAAGCUCAAUCAAAACCGGAGUCUUUGAUUCAAAUUUUUAAUUCUUUGCAAGAUGAUGAUCAUAGCAACAGUGUAGCACCAGUUGAUGCUCCCAAUUCAUCCUUUGCCCACAAUGACGAUCAUUCCAAGUUUCCAGAUGCUUCAAAAUCUAUGGGUGAAGAUUGGACUAAAGAACCUUGCUCUAUAGGGGUCUCUAAAGAUGAACUCUUUGGGCAAUUCUUUGGCGCACUUGAGAAAAUUCACUAUUUUAAGACGCUGCCUGAUGGAAGUGAUGACUUUUCCCAAUUCGAUAAAGCAUCACAUAUAUUUCAUGAUGCCCUAAAUGAGAUGGAAAGAUCUGGAUCUCAGGAAUACAACCAGAAGAACUUGGCUGAGACCUUAAAGAGUCAAGGUAACAAGGCCAUGCAGUCAAAGCAGUACUCCGAUGCAAUAGAUCUGUAUUCUUUUUCUAUUGCACUUUGUAAAAAUAAUGCUGUUUACUACUGUAACAGGGCAGCUGCUUACACACAGAUUCACAAAUACACUGAAGCGAUCAGAGACUGUCUCAAGUCCAUUGAAAUUGAUCCAAAUUAUAGUAAGGCGUACAGUCGCUUGGGCUUAGCAUAUUAUGCACAAGGCAACUACAGUGAUGCUAUUGAAAAAGGAUUCAACAAAGCAUUGCUAUUGGAUCCAAAUAAUGAAUCUGUCAAAGAGAAUAUUCAGGUGGCUACACAGAAAUUGAGAGAAGAGAUGCAACGGACAGGACAGGAUCAGAAUACCAGUUCCAGUCAUAACCAUCAAGAACCGAACCAGUCAACAGGAGGUUUCAGAAGUCAUGGAACAUCAUCUUCCUUUACAAUGCCUUUUAAUGCUAAUGCUCUGCCAGGUGAUUUGGCGGGCAUGCUUAUGAACAUGGCUGCGAAUAUGCAGCAGGGGCAGUCUUCUCAGAACAGACAAGAGGAAGAUGGUAACACUGGUGGAACUGAUGAGCCAGGCAUAAGACUUGGUGGGAACAUCAAUUUGAAUUUUGGAGAAAACAUGCCUGAGGAGGUAACAGGGGCGUUGAGAUCAAUGAUGGAAAUGUUUUCAGGUGCAUCAGACCCCGGAAAUCCUCAAGACACUGAUACCACACAUGGAAGAACAUCAACAAGCUAAAAUAAUGUACAACCUUGUACUUCCACCUUGCUAGAGAGGAUUUUGUUUGGAAAAUUUUACAAUAUUUGUGGGGUCACAGAUGAUCAUCAACAACCUUAAACAAGAACAGGAAUUGUAACAUAUUGGAUCUUUUAGCCAUGAUUUUUUGUUUUCGAAGUGAUGAAUUUGAUGAAUCAUUGCAGGUGUUAAAGACUAUGUCAACUACUAGUCCUGCAGUAGCUUAUUUGAUCUUUGGUUUGAAACAUUGUGGAUUAUUGAUGUCAAAAUGCCAACUAAGGCAACAAGAGAUAAGUUUGGACAUUUUCAAAGUAA
Mangifera indica (mango) is the source of this 1775-nucleotide messenger RNA. Its product is annotated as small glutamine-rich tetratricopeptide repeat-containing protein. NCBI's taxonomy places the organism in Eukaryota, Viridiplantae, Streptophyta, Magnoliopsida, Sapindales, Anacardiaceae. The transcript is spliced from 10 exons. Gene Ontology annotation, biological process: post-translational protein targeting to endoplasmic reticulum membrane. Bases 174 to 1463 code for a protein of 429 amino acids. Gene Ontology annotation, cellular component: membrane; TRC complex. Gene Ontology annotation, molecular function: molecular adaptor activity; protein binding. The record is from RefSeq and is a predicted model, not a curated record.